AGGUUGACGCCUAUAAAUAAAACAGAUGGGUGCAGCAUGUUUCAGUGACCGUGCAGCAGCCUGGAGCUGAGCCGACUCUCCGGAUAAACGAAGGUUAAAGUCAAACUUGCAGCAGAAGCAGCCUAUGGCGCAGGCAGAUAGAUGCCUCUCCGCUUCCUGGCCCCCUGCCCUCCUCAGCAGACAUCCUCCCGCUCCGGACAGACCACACGGAGCAGACUGCAGCCAUGGGGCGGCAUCCCACCCGCAGGACAAUCGGAGAGGACCGGGCUGCCACUCUGCCUGACUGAAGAUUGAACCAACAUUAUGAGUGAAUUAGAGGCCUCGGGGCCAGGGGAUCUAACCCCACCCUACAUGAUAUUCGUGGUGGUCUUCCUCUUCUUCCUCACUGGACUGCUAGGCUUCCUCAUCUGCCACCUGCUGAAGAAGAAAGGCUACCGCUGCCGUACCGGGGACAUUGAGGAUGAUGAAGAGGAGGUGGAGAAGCUGGGGGUCAAUGUAGAUGAUGAUGAUGAAGACAACCAGGACACAGUGGAGCAGAUUCUUAAAUGCAUCAUUGAAAACGAAGCUAACAUGGAAGCCUUCAAUGAAAUGAUUGGAAAUCGCAACGUUUGUGUUCGUCAUGACCCCAGGUUGCGUAAGGAGUCCAUUGGUGGCGUUCCUCCCCAUCUCCACACAGUCCACUCAGGCACCGACCACAACUCGUGCCACCUUUGUGCCCAGGUCAAAUCAAAGAAAGGCCGACGACACAGCAGAACUCCUCGCUUCAAACAACGGCCGGGAGAGCAGACUGUUUUCUCUGUUGGCAGGUUCCGGGUUAUUCACGCUGACAAGAAGCUCCAUGGAGGUCCAAAUCCAUUGGUUGGUUCAGGAGACCAGCUGGACCAAUCGCAGGAUAGCGAGGAGCGCAAGGAGGGCGGGUACAACCUAAGAAGCAUGUUCAAAGAUGUCCGGCCGCCUUCAGAGAACACCAAUGGGGUAGCUCCUACUGUUGGGAAACGUAGGAAGAGUUUAACCAUCUUUGGGCUGAGACGUGGGAGUGAUCCGGUAGGUGUUAAAGCAGGAGACGGAAUAGGUAGGGAGACCGGAGGGGUUAGAUUUGCUAUUAAGCAGCAACCUGUAGUGCAGGAGGAGCUGUCACAGGGAGAGAACCUUGAAGUUCCCUUUGAGCGUCGAACCAAACCUGGUAUCAAACCUAAGACAGAGCCAUCAAAGAAUCUAAGACCUGCUUUAGCUAAACCUGAGGCUAGAACUGCAGAGGCAGUUUCCCCGUCUCCCCAAAGUAGGAAGCAGGCCAAUGACUCUGGAACGGCUCCUGGGGAUGGCUUGGAACUUGGAAUAAACCUUGGGAUCAAAUUAUCUGUUGGGAGUACAGCAGUGCCUGCUCCAAGCUUUCUUCCCAUUCCUUCUCCUUCUGUACCUGGGCUGACUGCCAGGACAACAGAGAGACCAAGAGGAGUCAAGAUGUCAGAAGUUGACGAAGGCUACGAUCCUGGGCCUUUGCAAACCUCUACUCCCAUCGCCCCCAUGUAUGGAUCCUUGAUUCCCACUGAGCAGCCUGGAUUCUAUCUGAGCACAGACUAUCCAGUUACCCAAACUCCCCCUGACCGAAGCUCUAGCCCAGAUCUUGAACCGGGUGUUGGUGCUAACCUAGCUUUAAUAAGCUUAGGAUCCUCCCCUCCCUCUUCGUAUCCAAUUAGGACCCAUUCUUCAGUUUCGUCUUUGAAAACACCUACCUCACUUCUGGCGAUCACACCAAGCCCCAAACUAGGCUCCAGAAAUACACCAUCGGAGGCUACAAAAACUGGCUUUUCCCCGACUCUUACCCCGAGCCCGAAACUUCCAUCAGGCCGUCCAGCGUCAUCCUUUGGAAUCAGUGCUAGUCCAUCACUGGUCCGAACUCCUUCACCUGGUUUAAUGGUCGGCCUCAAACUAGACACAUUGCCAGUAUCACCACAAACCACCUCUUCUUCUGGAGACCAAAACCAGUCCUUAGAACUUUCACCUCGACUGAUCAAAGGGGAAACAGAUUCAAGCCCCUUACCUGUGGAGGAACGAGAGUCGGUGGGAGCCAAUAUCCGGAGGACAGAAGAGCAGAAAGAAAUAAAGAGGGCUGGGAUUCUCAAAAAAGCUACACCUUCACCAGUUGAGGGAUUUCCCAAAGUGUCUGCCCUUUUCCCUCCCACCGAUCUGCUCUCCGAAGACAGACCUGCCAGUUUGCUUCUGUCACCUUCCAGUCCUUUGUCCCCUGCCUCACCGACAAUGGGAAGUGUGGCCAUCAUCAAGGCCAGCCCUGACUGCAAGAGAGAGUUUUCUGUCACCAUGGUUGAGAAAGAAGAAUCCUGCUCUUCAACUAAAGACCAGGAAGGAGGGAAUUCGGAACUUGAAGCUGCAUCAGAAAAAAUGGGACGUAGUCCAGCGGUCGAUCAGGGUAGAGAGGUCUCUGGUCCUGGUGUCGGAGGACCUGAAAAACAAAGUGGGGAGACUUCUGGAGCAGAUCUAAAGCCGACAGUAGGCCAAGAGAGGGAUGAUAUGGUGGAGAUGGAAGAUAUCAGGGACUGCAAAGUAACUCAGGAAGGAGUAAAAGGAAUGGAGGAAAUUAUUUCAAACAUUGGGCCCAAACAGGACUGAGGUCUGGAGUCUAAUAUUGAGUUUAUGGAGAUUUGAAUUGAGGAGAAGCACCACUCUGUGGACUUCAGCUAAUUAGACAUGUAAAAAUCAGAUAAAGCAAUCAUAGACCUGCCUUUAAUCUCUGAACCACAGCACUGAAUAUGUCACAGCAGGUCUGAAUAAUAUCAAAUCACUAGUUAGUCUUCCACUUCUGGAUUCAGAGGACGACACGCUGUAUGUUUUGCCUUUUUGACACAAGUCAUAUAUACUCUACGUCAUGGAUUAUACUUUUGCAAACCAUGCUUUUGUGAACUUUUUGUGAAUUUAGGGGGAUUGACUUCAGCUGCACUCCUGAAAAGAUGGUGUUGGAAUUAAAUGCUGACCUCAAUAACAUGCACAAUAGCAUAAACAUGGUGACUAUUAA
This is a messenger RNA of Notolabrus celidotus (New Zealand spotty), 3031 nucleotides long. It is a transcript of the gene rell2, whose product is annotated as RELT like 2. The transcript is spliced from 6 exons. Lineage: Eukaryota; Metazoa; Chordata; Actinopteri; Labriformes; Labridae. Gene Ontology annotation, biological process: positive regulation of cell-substrate adhesion; positive regulation of p38MAPK cascade. Bases 304 to 2628 code for a protein of 774 amino acids. The record is from RefSeq and is a predicted model, not a curated record.